Symsagittifera roscoffensis is the source of this 1866-nucleotide messenger RNA. Its product is annotated as UDP-galactose translocator-like. The transcript has a single exon. Gene Ontology annotation, cellular component: Golgi membrane. NCBI's taxonomy places the organism in Eukaryota, Metazoa, Xenacoelomorpha, Acoela, Convolutidae. Gene Ontology annotation, biological process: pyrimidine nucleotide-sugar transmembrane transport. The record is from RefSeq and is a predicted model, not a curated record. Gene Ontology annotation, molecular function: UDP-galactose transmembrane transporter activity. The coding region runs from base 469 to 1473 and encodes 334 amino acids.
UUUUUCUAAUUUUUAACUAGUCUAUUUUGCGACGGCUGCAAAGUUUUCAUUGAUUAUUAAUGAGCCAGAUUUUGUUCUGAUCUCUCCUUGAAAAAAGACUGAUACAUUUAUUUUUGCUUCAAUACUCAAUUGUGGUCGUAUGAAAUAGUAAGAAGGUACAAAUUUCAACAUAGAUUUUAUCAAAUGAAUUAUCUGAUUAUUCUACAAGCUACUGUAUAACUGAUUCAAACAACUUAUUGCUAAAAAUUUAUUUGCUAAAGCAAACACGUUCAAGCAUUGUUGCUAACUUUGUUAAAAGUCUCAUAAAUAUUUGGUCAUCAUUUUCGAUUUUAAACUACUAUAAGUUCGUGAUAUAAGCUUUUAUUCAUUGUAAGUUUGUUACACUCUUUCGUUCUCUUUCUGUAGUGUUCAAAAAAGACUACCACAACAACCUGACCAUAACACAAACAAAAACGCGAAAAGGUCCAAAUGAAAAGCCAGCUUCCUCUGACAAAAAAAGAAGCGAUUUCUUCUAAGGAACCGGAUCCCUACCUUAAUUGGAAGCGAUACUCUUCGCUCGUGUUCCUGGCAGUUCAGAACGCUGUUUUGGUCCUUCUCGGAAGAUACUCGCGAACUGCUCCUGGAGAAAAGUACAUCUCAACUACGGCUGUUGUCAGCCAAGAAGCGGUCAAACUUAUUUGCAGUGCAGUUAUAAUCCUGGUAAAUGAGGGAGGAAUCCGCGGACUGUUUUCACAGCUGAAUGAAAACAUCCUGAAAGCACCUGGCGACACGCUUCGAGUCUCGGUGCCUGCGAUUCUCUACAUAGUUUUAAACAACAUGUUUUACAUUGCGCUUUCAAACUUGCCAGCCGCGACUUUCCAAGUGCUGUAUCAAAGUAAGCUUCUGACAACGGCUAUGUUCGCGGUUUUAAUGCUGAGUCAAAGGUUUUCGGUGACGAAAUGGUUCUCACUUUUGAUGUUAGCCGUCGGAGUAGCAGCCGUCCAAAUAGAAACGACUGUUGCAAAAAAUGAAAAAUUAAUUUCAAGCGACGAACAGAAUCCGAUUUUAGGGUUUUCAGCGGUUAUCGUAGCAAGCUUAACGUCAGGUUUUGCUGGAAUAUAUUUCGAAAAAAUUCUCAAGAAUUCAGACGUUUCAGUGUGGAUUAGAAAUAUCCAAUUGGCUUUAUUUGGAGUGUCAAUUGGUUUGGUGACUGUGUUUGUCAACGAUGGCGCGGAAGUUUACGAAUUGGGAUUUUUUCACGGGUAUAACAAAUAUACAGUUGCUUUGAUUUUGACGCAAGCGGUAGGAGGGCUUAUAGUAGCAUGUGUCGUUAAAUACGCAGACAAUAUUCUCAAAGGGUUCGCAACUUCAAUAUCGAUCAUUAUCUCGUGUAUAGUUUCAAUGUUUAUUUUCAGUUUCAAUAUAACUCCUGUUUUUGUAACUGGGACUUGUUUAGUUGUCGGGGCUACAUUUAUCUACGGCAAGGCGAAAUAGACUCAUUAGAUACGCUAAUAGCCUCUAUUCAGUCGCAAAUUCGUAGUCUAUUUUUUCGAAAAAUGAAGUUGAAGAAUUAAAUUCUGUGAUCGCUUGCUUCAUGUUUCAGGCUUCACCCUUAAACUUGAUUUUUUUUAUCACUUGGACUUUGAAUUAGUAAUCAACCUUAACGUGUUUUAUAAUGUAUUUUAUUUGUCUGCAUAAUUUUUAAUUGUACAUAUUUCAAUUUUGCCAUUUGACUUUAAAUUCUCUUUUGGUUCGAAUUUUAUGUUACUACUUUUCAUCGAACUUAGGUUCAAAUAAAUAUAUUUGAUUUAUCCAUUCAAAUUGAGAGAUAAAUUGUUGAAGUCUCGAGUCCGUUCUGAGAAAUUUCGCUUUCGCGCAAUACGACAU